AUGUCUUUCGCACGUCGCAGCACUUUCCGUCUCGUAGCUCUGCGUGGCCAAUUGAUCACUUCUACCGUUCCUAUCACGCGCCCUUUCUCAUUCUCACCAAUUCGCAAUAUGUCCGUCCCCACCACCAUGAAGGCCGUCGUGGUCGAGCAGACCGGUGGCCCCGAGGUUCUACAAUAUAAGACCUCCUAUCCGGUUCCAACGCCCCAGGAGGGCCAGCUGCUCAUUCGCAACAAUAUCUCCGGAGUGAACUAUAUCGACACAUAUUUCCGCACGGGACUAUAUGCUUCGCCUAAGCCCGAGAUCCUAGGUCGUGAGGGCGCUGGCACAGUCGUCGCACUGGGCCCCAAUACCUCGGGUUUCGAGAUUGGUGACCGUGUUGCGUGGUUGGCCACCAGUGGAUAUGCGGAAUAUACUGCUGCACCAGCUGCCAAGACUGUCAAGAUCCCUGAGGGCGUGAGCGAUGAGGACAUCAUGGCUUCGUUCCUGAGCGGGUUGACUACUCUUGCCUUUGCGACGGAAACUUAUGCUGUGCAGAAGGGCGACUGGGUACUUGUACAUGCUGCUGCAGGCGGUGCCGGAUUCCUCAUGACUCAGAUCCUAAAGAACAUCGGCGCUAAGGUCAUCGGUACUGCUGGUGGCCCGGAGAAGUGUGCGCUUGUGAAGAGCCUCGGAGCUGAUGUGGUCAUUGACUACCGCAGUGAGGAGGGUAAGGACUGGGUUAAGUUGGUAAAGGAAGCUACUGGCGGCCGUGGUGUCGAUGUGGUUUACGACUCGGUCGGCAAGGAUACGUGGGAAGGCAGCUUAGAGGCUGUGAAGCGCAAGGGUACUAUUGUCUGGUUCGGCAAUGCCAGUGGCCCUGUGCCUCCUAUUGCUCUCCCCAAACUCUCGCCCAAGUGUGUCAAGAUUGCUCGCCCUACCCUCUUCGGCUACAUUGAAACUCGUGAGGAAUUCGAGUUCUACACCAACAAGCUUUUCAGCAUGCUUCAAUCUGGUGCGCUCAAGGUGAAAAUUCACAAAGUAUAUCCGCUUGAGGAUGUCGCUCAGGUUCACAAGGACCUUGAGGGCCGUAAGACUACCGGAAAGCCCCUCCUGAAGCCUUGA
Penicillium maclennaniae is the source of this 1101-nucleotide messenger RNA. Its product is annotated as quinone oxidoreductase family protein. The transcript has 3 exons. Lineage: Eukaryota; Fungi; Ascomycota; Eurotiomycetes; Eurotiales; Aspergillaceae. Gene Ontology annotation, molecular function: quinone reductase (NADPH) activity; zinc ion binding. Gene Ontology annotation, cellular component: cytoplasm. The record is from RefSeq and is a predicted model, not a curated record. Bases 1 to 1101 code for a protein of 366 amino acids. Gene Ontology annotation, biological process: cellular response to oxidative stress.